Rotaria sordida is the source of this 648-nucleotide messenger RNA. The record is from the annotation of a GenBank genome assembly. Lineage: Eukaryota; Metazoa; Rotifera; Eurotatoria; Philodinida; Philodinidae.
AUGGCUUAUCAAAUCAAUGACACAACCGAAACAAAUAACAUCUCAUCUGAUGACGAAUUAGAAAAAGAAAGGCAUUAUGGGACAACUGAAUUUCCAUACAAGGACAAUAGUAUCAACGAAAAUGAUUGGUCUUCAUCUGAUGAUAGUGAUAAUGAUAAUGAUAAUGACGAUGACAAAGAAAUAACUUACCAUCAUAAAGAAACAUCAAGUGACAAGAAUAUUGAUUGGAGUGAUAGCUCUUAUCUCACUCAUGAUGACCGUUUACAAUCUAUGACUCGAUUCGAACGUCGACAAGCAUGUUAUUACCAAGCGAAAAUUCAACAAAUUCGACAACAAUUAAGAAAUGAAAAUCUUAUUUUACGACCAAUUUAUAAAGAUAUUGGAUAUCAUGUGGAGUCAAGCCACACUUUUUAUGAUAAAGUCAAUGAAUUUAUGAAUCAGACCAGUAGCUAUUCAUUCGUUUUUAGACUUAGUCGUUCAUAUCCGACUGCUAGUCAAAAUCGUUUAGCUAAAAUUGUUGAACGAGUUGAAACAACAUUGAACAAUUUAUUACAUUCCAAAUCUAUUACUGAAGCACAACAUAUGACUAUGAAAAUCGAUCGAUCUACAGUACAAAUGCACUAUUUAAACUUCGUAUCAGACACAUAA